CGGAAGUGUGAGCAGAUCCGGUAGUACGUCUUCAAUGCGGGAAAACGUCGUGUGUUUGUUUUUUGUGUUUUUUGAUAUAUGUAUAUUUUUACUGAACUCUUAAAAGAAUGAAGAGGUACAGGCCAGCUUCUCCUGCGGCGAGUUAUGAAAAUAUUACAAUUUCCCAAUCCAAAAUGCAGAAACUGAUUCAACAGGAAGUUAACAAUGCGUUGAAAAAGAAAGAAACCAGGCUUGACACAUUACUGGCAACUAUUCAAGAGCUUGAUUGUAGAAUUGACUUUGAGAGCUCUUUACAAAAGUUAGAGGCACAAGUUAAGAAGGUGACCAAGAGAUCAGAAGCUGUUCUUGCCCACUUGACGAAGACACAGAAAAAGGAUCCACUGGAAUUUUGUAAUGUUGCAGAAAUUAACAGUAUAAAUCCUGAGGAGGAAGCUAUGGAAACUGUAUCAUACAACGAUACAAAUACAGCAAGUUGUACAGAUUUCAUGGAGAAAAGUAAAGAACUCUCAGCAAUCAUGGAAACCACGACGACGGUGUUAUUGAAUAUGCGUGCAGAUAAUACAGCUUUGAAUGCUGCCAUAGCAGAUUUAACUGCAGAUCCUCCACCUCCAGUGCUUACACCAUGUGAGCAGGUAAUUGCCAUUCGUGUAAAGACAGAGCCAGAGGAUGAUACCGAAUUUGGAAACACUCCUGAGGAGCCGUUAAAAGUGCCAAAGGUGGAGCCGUUCUGUCCUGACUAUGAAGAGGAGGUAGAGCUGUCACAUCCUCCUUUACCUCCUCUUCUAUUCCCUUUAACCCUAAGUCCGGAGGCAGCCUCGUACAACGUUCCUCAGAGACUAACAGUAAAACUAGCUCUCAUCAAAAGACCUGCUUGCCUCUCUGUACUUUGGAGUGUAGAUGAGGACGACCCCUUGGCACCACCAAUGGAUAGCUACAGUGUUUACAUGAGUACAGAAAAGGUAAAAGGCAGCAACAUCUUCCCCUACUGGAAACUCCUUGAGACGGUGAAGGCCGUACCUCUGCCCAUGUUUAAAAUGGUCACCGACUACCAGCCGGGGCACAAGGUGUGCGUCGUCGUGGUGGGAAAAGACAUUUUUGAUCGCUAUGGACCUUACAGCCAUGUGGUUAUUGCAACCAUACCUGAAGACGGAUGAUUUAAAUGACUUAAAAUCACUCAUACCUGUGUAUAAUUUACCAUUUUUUUAAAAGAAGGAAUAAAUGCAUCACUUUAAGACCUCUAAUUGUUCUGUUGAAUGUGGUUGAACCUCUAAGAUGUGCUAUUUGACUUGAUUACUUGACUUGUUUCAUCCUCAGUAAUGGUUAGAAUUGUGAUAAUUUACAUUUUGUGUGAGUUUUUCAUUAGGCAGCACUAAGUAAAGGCACCCGCCACUACAGAAUGUAAUAAAAAAAGGCAGUCAUAUCACCUCCAUGAUAUGGAAAUGGUUUGGUUUUUGCAAACUUACACUGCUUCAUUGUUCAGCUUAUAGGUUGCAAAGGUCUGCUUUUGUUGGAGCUACAGUGUUUAUUUUGUGUGUUUUAAGAAGUUGGAGUGCAUCUAUAUAGGGAGUCAUUACACUGACAUUAAACAUCCGCUCAGCAUCAGCGAUAGUUUGUGUGAAUAUGUAUGUCCCCUAUCAACCAGGAGGACUCAGCACAGAAGCACCACAGAGUGAUGGGCCUCCUAAGACCCCUUAAAAACCCACACCCACAGUCACACUGACACACACGUACAAACACACAGAUUGGCCUAAUUAGAGUUGACAGCAGAGAAGAGAGAGAGCUUAUGAAAAAGAGGGCUAGGCAGAGAUAAUGAAAAAAAAGAAAGAAAAAACAUGGUGCAGAGAAUCCAAAUAGGGAAAGCAGAGGUGGAGCAGAGAGCGAUUAAGGAGCGGAUGCGGUCUUGAAAGUUUUAAAGUGAAGUGUUGGCAGAACGCUGGCCCACUUCUUCAUUCCCUUCUGUCCUAUAAGAUGAAUGAUGGUCACUGAACACCAGAGUGGAUGAACUGCAUUUUCACUGCUGUCACCGUAUGAACUUCUAUGACAAAAACUACACAAGUGAUGCAA
This is a messenger RNA of Sphaeramia orbicularis (orbiculate cardinalfish), 2064 nucleotides long. It is a transcript of the gene atf7ip2, whose product is annotated as activating transcription factor 7 interacting protein 2. The transcript is spliced from 11 exons. Lineage: Eukaryota; Metazoa; Chordata; Actinopteri; Kurtiformes; Apogonidae. Gene Ontology annotation, molecular function: protein binding; transcription coregulator activity. The record is from RefSeq and is a predicted model, not a curated record. Gene Ontology annotation, cellular component: transcription regulator complex; nucleus. Bases 108 to 1154 code for a protein of 348 amino acids. Gene Ontology annotation, biological process: regulation of DNA-templated transcription.